UGCAGAUUCAUCAGUUCCUGUUCGGAGGGAUUCUGUAUGAGUGAACACACACUCGCACACCCAGACCGAGUGCAAGUGAAACACUCAGACAACCAGGCAGAAAACAGACACAUUGCACAACUGCAUUUGUUGGAUAUCUAUUUCUAUUGAUCGACCCUUCCUGCCUGGUUCGAGAUGGCGGUAAAUGUGACACAGAUGCGGGACACAAAGUGGCUGACGUUGGAGGUUUGUCGAGAAUUCCAGAGAGGAACCUGUUCACGACCGGACAGUGAGUGCAAGUUCGCCCACCCUGCCAAGAGCUGUCAAGUAGAAAACGGCAGAGUCAUUGCCUGUUUUGACUCACUCAAGGGCCGUUGUUCGAGGGAGAACUGUAAGUACCUGCAUCCUCCUCCCCACCUAAAGACCCAACUGGAGAUCAAUGGAAGGAACAACCUUAUCCAGCAGAAAAACAUGGCAAUGCUCGCCCAGCAGAUGCAGCUUGCCAAUGCCAUGAUGCCCGGCACACAGCUACAGCAAGUGCCCAUGUUUUCAGUCACACCCAGUCUUGCAACCAAUGUCAAUGCUGCUGCUGCAGCAGCCGCUGCGUUUAACCCUUACCUUGGCCCUGUUUCGCCUGGCCUGAUGCCCACUGACAUCUUGCCCAAUGGCUCCGUACUGGUCACCAGCAACCCCAAUGUAUCCAUACCAGCUGCUGCUGCUGCCGCACAGAAACUCAUGAGGACAGACAGACUGGAGGUGUGUCGGGAAUACCAGCGGGGUAACUGCUCACGUGGGGAGAACGACUGUCGCUUUGCCCACCCUUCAGAUAGUACGAUGAUCGACACCAACGACAACACAGUCACCGUGUGUAUGGACUACAUAAAGGGCCGCUGCACGAGGGAGAAGUGCAAGUACUUUCACCCUCCGGCUCACCUGCAGGCCAAGAUCAAAGCUGCCCAACACCAAGUUAACCAGGCAGCGGCUGCUGCAGCCAUGACUCAGUCGGCUGUCAAAUCACUGAAGCGACCCCUCAACGCAACUUUUGACCUGGGGCUCCCUCACAUCUUGCCUCCUUUACCAAAGAGACCUGCACUUGAAAAAUCCAAUGGUGCCACCACUAUGUUCAACGCUGGCAUGUUCCAGUACCACCAGGCCCUGGCCAACAUGCAGUUUCAGCAGCAGGCUGCCUUCAUACCGUCAGGCUCGAUUUUUUGCAUGACACCAGCAACAAGUAUUGUACCCAUGAUGCACGGUGCUACUCCAGUCACUAUGUCUGCAGCCAAUACAUCUCACACAAGUGUUCCCUUUGCAACCGCAACAACCAAUCAGAUUCCAAUGAUAUCUGCAGACCAUAUGACUAGUCACAAGUAUUUGACCCAGAUGUAGGAGUCCCAAUCAGAACAUCAGAUGGACUGGAGCGAGCUGGUGUCUAGUCCAAGAUAUCGCCUGCAAUACCAAGAGCAAAACAGAAAACCAAAUCUUGGUUUGUGAUAAAUCUGUAUGUUAACAUAGGAGGCAAAGUUGGUUAGGAUUAUUUUCACGUGUACUUCAUGCACACUAUUACACAACAGAAAAGACCAUAAUUUGCAUUAGAGACUGCCUUUCGAUCUGUGAAGGCAACUUACCUUUAUUCACCAGACACACUUUGAAUGUUAACAUGAGGUAAACGAGUGGAGCAGUCACCAGAAAAAUCGACUGGAUUGGUACGUCCAUUGACCAAGAACCAUGAUGUUUGUUUGUUCAUUGGUUUGCGGUCUCUGACCUAAAUGUGUUUAUAUGUUUACACAAAGGUGCACCUUGUAUUUCAUUUGACAUAAAAAAAAAUAACUUGACUGAAUCACAUAUGCAUGCACAACGAUUUUGUUUAUGAUUUUACUUUGUUAAAGGGAAAUUUCAUGAGUACCAUCAGAGGCAAACUAGCAACUGAAUGUCUGUAAGGUGUCUUUCAAACCAUUGUAGCCUACCUUUCUAUUUCUUAAAGACAUGUCUUUAACCUUGCAGGCAUCCCUGUAAAGUGCCAUACAUCUCAAACACAAAUGAAUGGUAUUAAAGCAGUUCUACAAAGUGUUAAACUCAUUAAUUUCCUUUAAGACGUCUAUUUUCUUUGUUGGACAGCAUGUGGUGUCCAAUGUUUUGACCUGUCGUUACCUGUGAUCCCGAUAGCACCACUGAUUAGAUGACCUUACCCAGAUGUCUGCUUUAAUCAAAUAUUCUACUGAAUGAAUAGCUUUUUCUUUUUUUUCUGCUUAGACUCUGUGGUUGAUGUCAGAUGUUUAGAAAGGAAAUGACUGGUUCAAUGCUGAGACAGAAUAUCAAAACGAGGCAACUGGUGAUGUAUUAAUAUGACCCGAUUUGUUUUUCAUUUCUAUGGUUAUGCAGAUUUUAAAUAAGAUAGUCAAAGAAGAUUAAGUGUAAUGUAUAUGUAGUUUGACAUAUUUAAGUAUAGGUGUUUAAUACGUUUACCUGAGAGCUGCUUUCAGAUAGUCAGCCAAAGUAUUUUUGUGUCACUGUUACUAGAGUGUGGGUAGACUAUUUUAAAAUGUGUGGGUAGCACAAGUGAGCCCAAAGUAGGAUCGGGGGUACAGAGUAUAUCUCUAGAGCUCUUUGUUUUGGUUGCGUUCUGGGUGUUCUUCAGGCAUAUUUAAUUGGUGGACAGUACAGGGAAAGUGGCAGGAAAAUAAACGAUUGUAUAACUCAUCCAAAGCCUUAGAAUGUACCAUCGGGUCAGCACAAUGCAACAUGCCAUUUUGAACCAUCCAGUUGCCUAAUCCACGCCAUACUGUAUUAACACACACAAAGCACUAUGUAAUUGUCACUUUUUGUCAGUGUUUUCUGAACUCUCUUGUGUUUUCAUUUAGAUGAGGAGUGUUUUACUUUUCUUUGUUUGGAUAGUACGUUGAUGUUUAGUUUGAAUUUAAGUUUUGCUCAUAUUUAUCUUUGAAUGAAUAUAAGGUUAAAAAAGUGUGUGUUUGUGUGUUCCUCAUGCACAUUUUCCUGAAAUUCCAUGUAAUGUUAAUUUUAGUAUCAUUAUGAUUGUAACUGAAUAUUUUCUACGUUAUGCAUAUUGUUGAACUGUAUGCAUAUUGUCAAUUUCUCUAGUCUGUUUGUGUUCUUUGAACAAAGAUGUUUUAUAUGAGUAUCCAACAGUGAUGAAAUAAUAGAACAGAGAGGCUAAGUUGUCACUGUGGCAACCAUCGCCGAUAACUGAGUAAUAUUUUAAAGAUUGUAAGGUUUGUAACUAGUCAUAUGAGAAAAAAAAGACUAUUAUAAUAAUCUAGUUCUUAGAUGUUUAGAGUAAAAAUGUUAUUUUCUACUGUAUCCAUUUCAAAUAGUAACUAUUGUUUUAAUAUUUUUACUCUCCCUGGAAAUUGGGCCAUGUUGGAAAACAAGCUGCAUAUCUGAUCACUUUUUGGGGGCAUCACUGGCGGGGUCAGGUUAACAUGGCGAGUAGGAAACUGAGUCUGCACACUCGUCUCUUACUGAGCCAUCUGCCAACAAGAAGGGUGGGUGGGGAAUCGUGAAGCGAUAAAGGUGUUAAAGGUUGACUUUUUUGCACUCUGUACAUAGUCAAAAAAGAGAGAAUCAUGUAUAUUGAGAUCUUAUUUUGAAUAAAAAAAUGAUGUCUAUAAUGACAAGGAAUUUUGCUAGGAUAAAAAAAAAAUGUUAUGAAAGGCUGAACAAAUUUGCUUGCAUCAAUUCGGGCACUGAGUUCAUACUCUCCGACCCGUUUCAGAAAAGGCCGAGUGUUGCUCUUCUUUUUCGUCAGCAGCUUGUAGUUUGCCAGGUAACCUUCCGGAGGAGGCGUCCACUACCCUCCAGCGUAAGGGCCUGACUGGGUGGGUCUGGUCCCCUAACCUGCCUGCACUGACAGGUCUGUGUUUCAUGGCCAGGCCCAACCAAUCACAACACGUCCUGUCUCCUUACUUUACACCGAGAGGAAUGCAUGUUAAAGGAAAUACAUAUUCCGUAAAAAAAAAAAUCACAACAGUAAUAUUGAAUAAGAAAACGUGUUACACAGAAAUAUGUAUUUAAAGUAUACAAUAUUCUAUCAAUGUAAUUGAAUAAAAUAUAUAUAAAAAUACAACAAUAGAGUAGUGGUUUAUUUAAGAACGAAAAAAAAAAAGAUUUCUUAAAAUAUACUCACUACAGUUUUACCACUUGGAGAGUACAUGCAACACAAACACCAUAGCUAUAAGUUUGUUCUUUAUGUUUCUGUAAGCUGUGCUUAUAGUAGAUGAAACUGAUCAAACAGGGAAUGUAGUUCAGGCAGAAUUUAUGAAUCAUUUCAGAUUGAAAUACUGUUUUUUGGUUUGGUCAUUAAGUCGUUAGUUUCAAAUUGUGUCCUGAUCAUCUUUGUCAUCUAUCAUCUCCUACAAGCACGCAUGCUUACGUUUAUGAUACAAUAUAAACUUUUUUCCUUUCUUGUUUGUUUUUCUGCUUGUAGUGCUAAUAUGAUGUAUUCUGUCUUCUGCUGCAGUUUGUUUCUGCUUGGUUUCCUGCUCCAGGCCCCCUGAAAGGAUAUUUCAUGAUUGUAUACCGGCCACCCCUUCAAAAAGAGACUGCAGAGAAAACGCUGAUUGUCAUAGUCUAAAGCCAUAAAUAUAAUCUCAUCACAAUGGAAUGUGUUUGAAGAAACCAGGAGUUACAUGGAGGUGGGAAACGGUAUUUCUGAAGCUGGUCGGUGUUUGCUGGGGUUUUUAUUACCUUCAACAUCAUGUCUGAUGUUUCCAAAUCUGAAGUCAUGAACGUAGCUAAUAUGACCUGGGGUGUGGCUACUUUGAUGGAAAUGUGUACUUUAGAGAAAAAAUAUCUUGUCAAUUCUUUCACGGGGCCUGCAUUGCUAUUUUCUUGCUGUUAUGAAUCAAAUGUAAUAAAAAUGUACAAAUGAAGAAGAA
This is a messenger RNA of Gymnodraco acuticeps, 4874 nucleotides long. RefSeq names its product muscleblind-like protein 1. The record is from RefSeq and is a predicted model, not a curated record. NCBI's taxonomy places the organism in Eukaryota, Metazoa, Chordata, Actinopteri, Perciformes, Bathydraconidae. Gene Ontology annotation, molecular function: metal ion binding.